AUGCCAGAAACAGUGUUUAUUACCGGUGUCUCUGGAUACAUUGCUCUGAACGUCGCUCUUCAGUUAUCUGAAAAAGGUUACCAUAUAGUUGGAACUGUCAGAACGAAAGACAAGGGUGAAUACUUGGUAAGACAAUUAGGUGCCGAUAAGUUCUCUUAUGAAAUAGUCACUGAUUUGGAUAAGGAAAACUGUUUUGAUGAAGCCUUAGCAGCUCAUCCUGAGGUAACAGUAGUCCUUCAUAUUGCUUCACCAUGCUUCUUCACUACUACGGAUGCUGAACGGGACAUUCUUAAACCAGCUAUUGAGGGAACUAAGAAUAUUCUUUCAGGGAUAUUAAGAAAGGCUCCUCAGGUUCGUCGUGUUGUUCAUACAUCUUCUGAUUCAGCCAUCAUGUCCUUUAAAGAAGAACAUGUUCCCACCAAAACUUUUGACGAAACGACAUGGAAUGAAAACACCUAUGAAGACAGUUUGGUUAGUCCCUUUGAAGCGUACUACGGAUCAAAGGCACUUGGUGAAAAGUAUGCUUGGAAAUUCGUUAAAGAAAAUCCAGUCAAUUUCACUCUUGCAACAAUCUGCCCAUCUUAUGUAUUUGGUCCCCAACCGUUUGAUGAACCAUUUGGAGGGAAGUCGUUUGUUAAUGCUUCCAAUGAAGAGAUUUUGGGACUCUUGAGCUUGAAAUCAGAGGAAGAGUUCGAAGACCUGACAGGUGGUUAUAUUUAUUGUAGGGAUAUUGCAAGAGCACACAUUGAAGCUUUCGAACGGGACGAUUUGGUUGGGAAAAGAUUGCUUGUCACCAAUGGAUCCUUUGGAUCUCAAUACAUCUUAGACUUAAUUCACAAGAUGUUCCCUCAAUUGGCUUCUAGUGUGAUCAAAGGUCCAAAUCCUGGCCAGGGGAAAGAGGUAAUGGCAUCCAAAUUGGCUAAAGUUGACAAUUCAAGGACCAGAAAGCUUUUGACUUGGGGCUUUAAAGAUUUGGAAGACAUUGUUAAGGAAACAGUACAACAAUUCUUGAACAACACCCAAUCGAGUUAA
Molecule: messenger RNA, 1032 nt
Organism: Lizanozyma spartinae
Lineage: Eukaryota; Fungi; Ascomycota; Pichiomycetes; Serinales; Debaryomycetaceae
Product: SDR family oxidoreductase
Exons: 1
Coding region: 1-1032 (343 amino acids)
Molecular function (GO): oxidoreductase activity, acting on the CH-OH group of donors, NAD or NADP as acceptor
Source: RefSeq, a predicted model, not a curated record